Molecule: messenger RNA, 1587 nt
Organism: Haliotis rubra (blacklip abalone)
Lineage: Eukaryota; Metazoa; Mollusca; Gastropoda; Lepetellida; Haliotidae
Product: BTB/POZ domain-containing protein 6-like
Exons: 3
Coding region: 76-1416 (446 amino acids)
Biological process (GO): neurogenesis
Cellular component (GO): cytosol
Molecular function (GO): protein binding
Source: RefSeq, a predicted model, not a curated record
CCUGGCGGAAAAAGGGACGGUAACCAUUCCGGAUAUUGAGGCAGACAUCUUCAAGGAAUUCUUAAGAGCUACACGAUGUCCAUUAAAAGACAAGAAUCUGGGUAUGUGGACAACUGGCAGGGAAGGGAGACUCUUACAGAGUGUAAUCUGCGCAUGCUCGAAACCGAAGACUUCAGUGACGUCACCUUCAGGGUGGGGUCACAGCAACAGGUGGUCCGAGCUCACCGUUACGUUCUUGUCAGUCGCAGCUGUGUGUUCCAUGCCAUGUUCUGCGGCCCCUUGGCAGAAAAAGGGGAGGUGACCAUCCCGGAUAUUGAGGCAGACAUCUUCAAGGAAUUCUUAAGGUAUAUGUACACAGACGAGGCCCGAAUCAAUGCUGAAACAGUCACGGGCCUUAUGUACACAUCCAGGAAAUACUCUCUUGAUACAUUGUACGAUCUCUGUGUAACUUUCCUGGAGGAGUCCCUGUCAGAAGACAAUGUUUGCCAGAUACUGGAGGAGUGUCAUGGUUACGGGGAACUGGACUUGGAACAGAAGGCCCUGAAGAUCCUGACUGAAGGAGGGGAGAGAGUCACCAAGUCUCCAGGAUUUGUGGGGCUUUGCUCUGAGUGUGUGGGGAAGCUCCUCAAAUCGGACACGCUGAACCUGAAAGAGAAAGAUAUAUUUGAAGCAGUGCUGUCCUGGACAAAGGAAAGAUGCCGGAAGGAAGGUGUGAGUGACACGCCUGAGAACAGACGAAGACUCUUGGGUGACAUGAGGUAUGAGAUCCGGUUCACCAGCCUGUCCCUGGAGUAUCUAGUGAAGGUUGUGGGCCCAUCUGGAUUACUGACAGCGGAGGAGAGAGUUAGAAUUAUGGACAGAGCUUUUGAUUCUACUGUUGACAUUUCCCCAUUUGUAGGUUUAAAGCGGAAGCACAUACAGGAACCUGAUAUUUGUAAAUACGUCCAAAGAUUUGCAACUGUGUCACAUGUCAAAGAUGGUGUGGCAGGAAGCCAUUCUCUCUCUUUUUCAGUCAAUCACAGGAUUCAACUGAAAGGUUGUCAGCUGUAUGGUGGAUAUGAUGACCUGGAGGUUCCAGUGAGUAUUUCACUGUAUGACCAAGAUGAAUCAGAGAUAACUGAACUGGACACCGAGAUGGAGCUUCUCGGGCGUGGGCAGAUGACUGACAUCUUGUUCUCUGAGUCGGUACUACUGCAGCCAGGCACAACAUACAUUGUGUGUGUGGAAAUAGAUGUCCUUGCCACGGAGGAGGGGCCUUACUGGGGUCAGUGGGAGCAGGGAGGUUACAUUGGGUUAAAUGGAAAGCAGACUGUAACCACUGAUGGGGUUCAGUUCACGUUUUCAAACAGCCGAUAUUACAAUACAGAGACAACAGCUCUGAGAGGAAACAUACCUGGCUUCAUAUUCAGUAUCUAAACAUACACAUAGAAUGUUAGUGGGUGAUGGAACUGUGAAUACAUCUACCCAAAUAUACUAGCCACAUACAGAAACUGUGCAUUGUCAAAAUAUUAUCCCAGUUGAUAAGUACGAGAACAUUGUCAAAGGUACAUAUAAACUUUAAUGGAGGGAUCAUGAGACCAUAACAAG